AUGAAGAACGAGACGACUCCCGUGGACAUCCUGAGGGCCAACUUCGAAGGGGCCACCCUGGCCUCCUGCUACCAGUUUGACGUUCUAGACUUGAACUACUGCUUCCGCUUCUUCGAAGAGUACCGGGCCCCUGACGGGGUCCACUGGAACAUGUUGGUGCACCGCUACAUCACCAAGCUGCUGCUGACUCACGUGGGCAAAGCCUGGGGAGUCGACCUGAAAGAGAAACGCCCACAAAACGGAAUAGCAUGGAAUGGAAAUGCAAAUUGGCACCCUGGGCCACAAUACCAGCCACCACAGUGCCACCCAUCUCCACGAGCCAUGUAUGCUAACGGCGUCUCCUUCGCUCCAUUCAAUCCUAGCCAAGAUCCCAACUUCCAGCACGAUUCCAUUCCUGCCUCUCGGCGCUUCUCUGGAUAUUUAAACUUCGAAGAUGACUGGGAGUUCCCAGCCCACCUGGAAG
This is a messenger RNA of Gekko japonicus, 463 nucleotides long. Its product is annotated as PC-esterase domain-containing protein 1B-like. The record is from RefSeq and is a predicted model, not a curated record. The annotation marks the transcript as partial. NCBI's taxonomy places the organism in Eukaryota, Metazoa, Chordata, Lepidosauria, Squamata, Gekkonidae. The transcript has 2 exons.